AUGGCAGACCACGACCCAACCAACACCGACAAGAAAUCCGAGCCGGGUCAACAUGUUCGACCCAUCGGCGAGGUUCCAAUCUACAAUGACCUCGAACGCACCGAGUCGCCACACAUUUCCGUCGGCGAUAUCCUGAAGGGAACUGCCAUCACUCCUCUCACCACUUUCGAGAAGAAGGCUGCUCUGAUCAACGCCGAGUUCGAUAAGUUCGGUCUCGGAAAGUACCAGAUCUGCAUCUGGUUUCUUUGCGGUUUCGGCUAUUUCCUGGAUCUCGCAUGGGCACAGGGCGUUGGCUUGAUUGCGACAGCAGUCUACCAGGAGAUGAACGUCCCGGAUGCACGAACUGCAGACAUCUGGAGUUGCGCAAAUGCUGGUUUGGCUCUCGGCGCUUUCAGUUGGGGAAUUCUCGUCGAUAUCAUCGGCCGACGAUGGGCUUUCAACCUGACAUGCUUGAUCACAUCGGUCUUCGGUCUGCUUUUGGCUGCCCCGAAGAACAACUAUGGCGCGAUCUGCGGUAUCUACCUUCUGGCCUGUAUUGGCCUUGGCGGCAACAUUCCCAUCGAUGCCACCAUCGCGCUUGAGUUCCUGCCGCAGAACCGUCGCAACCUGGUCACGCUGCUGUCAUUGUGGCAGCCUGUCGGCGUCGUCGUAGCCAGCGGCAUCGCUUAUGGUACGGCCGCCAAGUGGCGUUGCAACCCAGAGCUGCCUGCUUGCUCGGCUGUCGGCUCUGGCGAAGCUUGCUGCACAGUCUCCAGCAACAUGGGUUGGCGUUACGAGGUGAUCGUCCUGGGACUGAUGACCUUGACGGUCUUCUUCCUGCGCUUCUUCGUCUUCCGUUUCCACGAGUCGCCGAAGUUUCUGCUCAGCAAGGGCCGCGAGGCUGAAGCCAUUGAAGUUUUGCACAAGAUUGCAAAGUUCAACAAGGCACCUCCUCCGACGUUGACAGUCGAGCAUUUCCAGGCUAUCGAUGAGAUGGAAUCCAACGCCAGUCGCAUCGACCAGCCAGCGACUGCCAACGCUCAUCUUCUGCCUUCUGGCGAUCGCUACAUGGGUGAUUACUGGUCCUUCAACUUGGCAGGUGCAUACUUGCCGAUUGUCCUCCUCCGCCACAAUGUCUCGUCAGGCACUGGAACCGUUGAAGAUACGUACCGACAGUACGUAUACAUCUACCUGCCAGGAAUCAUCGGCGCAGUCCUUGGCUUGUUCUCCGUCCAGCUACCACUGGUCGGUCGCAAGUGGUCGCUGGUAUUCUCUGCCGCUAUGCAAGGUCUGUCCAUGGCGUUGUACACUCAGGUCCGGACCACGGCUGGAUACGUGGGCUUGAAUGCUUUGGAGUACAUUAUGCAGACGUACUUCAACGCCGUCCUUUACGCAUCUGCGCCAGAGCUGUUCGAUACAGCAUAUAGAGGCAGCGCCACGGGCAUGUUGUCAUGCCUGGGCAGAAUUGCUGGCAUUGUCGCACCUUUCGCUGGUGCGGAAUAUCUUGGCGACAAGAGCAGCGGCAUUCUUUGGCUUGCUGCAGGAGGUAUCUGGGUGUCGGCGUUCAUCCUGGUGUUCCUGCCCGUCGAGAUGCGAAACCGCCAGAUGUUCUAA
Messenger RNA from Cyphellophora attinorum, 1593 nucleotides. Its product is annotated as putative MFS-type transporter. Gene Ontology annotation, molecular function: transmembrane transporter activity. Gene Ontology annotation, cellular component: membrane. Bases 1 to 1593 code for a protein of 530 amino acids. The transcript has 7 exons. The record is from RefSeq and is a predicted model, not a curated record. Gene Ontology annotation, biological process: transmembrane transport. NCBI's taxonomy places the organism in Eukaryota, Fungi, Ascomycota, Eurotiomycetes, Chaetothyriales, Cyphellophoraceae.